CCUCGUUUCUUUUCCCCGUUAUACCCUUUCUGUUCCAAACUAAUCAAUCAUUCAGAGAGUGAGGGUUUUAGACUUUAGGUUUCUCUUCUCUUCUCUUCUCUUCCUCGCUUCGCUCUAUUCUACUUCUCCACACUCAUCAUGAAUUCUCAUUCCGUUACUAACCUCCGUCACUCCAACCUCUCACUCCAUCACAACCGUUCAUCAUUCCCAACUCCGUUAUCACCUUCUCUCUCCUUCAUGUCCCUCCCACCACCGCCGUCGUUUAAGUUCCAACCUAUCAAAGCCUCAUCCUCUUCAAACGACCCUGCGUUUCACCAACCGAGAAGAAACCUCCCUUCCUUACCAAACCCAUUCCAAGCGCUAACCUCUCUCUUCUCCCCCGUCGUUGAAACCACCUGCAUCAUCAUCGCCGCCACCGCCUUCUUCUUCAUGCGUUUCCAUCACACUCCCGUCAUUGCCGCCACGCUCGCUACUCCGGCAACCGUUGAUACCUCAGCUGAAAACGAAAACGCUUCAGAAGAAGAUUCGGAGAAGCUAAUCGAAGAGCGGUUGAGUGAAAAUCCAAACGACGCGGAAGCUCUUCGUGAUCUCAUGGAAGUCAAAAUCAAAGCACGAAAGGUUGAUGAAGCCAUUAAUAUCAUCGACCGUUUGAUUGAGAUUGAGCCUGAAGAAACGGAGUGGCGUCUAUUGAAGGCUAACAUGUAUAUCUACAACGAUGACCAUGAAACUGCUAAGAAAUUAUUCGAAGAGAUUCUGCAGAGAGAUCCGUUUCGAGUUGAAGCUUUUCACGGUCUUGUUAUGGCGUCGUCGGAGUCUAAUGAGUCUAAUGAGUCUAAUGAACAUAUGAAAGAAUUGUUGGAAAGGGUUGAAAAAGCAUUGGAAUCGUGCAAGAAACAGAAUAGGGUUUCAGAUGUUAGAGACUUUAGGUUAUUGGUUGCUCAGAUUAAGCUGAUGGAAGGGAAUUUCUCUGAAGCGCUUAAAGCCUAUCAGGAGCUGGUAAAAGAAGAACCGAGAGACUUCAGGCCUUAUCUAUGCCAGGGUAUUAUUUAUACCUUGCUUAGAAAGAAAGAUGAAGCUGAGAAGCAAUUCGAUCAGUUUCGAAGGCUUAUUCCCAAGAAUCAUCCUUAUAAAGAGUAUUUCGACGAUAACAUGUAUGGCACCAAUUUUUUCACGCAGAAAUUCGAGAGGGAAGGAGCUGGUCCUAGGAGUUGAGAAGAAGGUUCUACUUAGAGAUUGUGAUUAGAUGAGAUUUGGAAGCAUUGGUAAAACAUUGUUAUGCUUUAUAAAAUUUUCAAAACUCAACAAGAUUGUGAAUAUAAAUCCAUUGGAGAAAAGGUUGGGACGCCCUUCAUAUAGUAGAGUGACAUCUUAAUGUGGUGUCGCACAUUUUUCAGCAUUUUUCUUACAGGGUUAUGAGAUAAACGGAGGACAAGAAAAAUUAGAGCACACACUGUUAAGAAGUUUAGCCUUGUAUUAAUUACAUUUGUGCUACUGUUACCGCACAAUGAUAGUUUCCUAACUAAUACUAAAUUUGCGUGAGUUGAUAUGCGAGAAUCUGCAAAUAUAUCCAAACUCUUUGUAUAAUCAUUGGUAUGUUGCUUUUUUUUUU
Messenger RNA from Lathyrus oleraceus (garden pea), 1609 nucleotides. RefSeq names its product protein SLOW GREEN 1, chloroplastic. The coding region runs from base 139 to 1212 and encodes 357 amino acids. Gene Ontology annotation, molecular function: protein binding. NCBI's taxonomy places the organism in Eukaryota, Viridiplantae, Streptophyta, Magnoliopsida, Fabales, Fabaceae. The record is from RefSeq and is a predicted model, not a curated record. Gene Ontology annotation, cellular component: chloroplast thylakoid membrane. The transcript has 2 exons.